AUGGAUGUCGACGACUCGGAAGCCGCCAGCCCUGAGGAGCCGCUUCCCCUUCCCUUCGCUCCAUCCAGCACUGCAGACAUGCGCAACUUUGAAGUCGAGGCCGGCACGUACAGGACGCCAGCUGCCCAAAUGGUGCCGGUGCACUGGACGGCAGUGGCGGGGGAAAUGGCGCCCGGCGCUGGCCAGACACCAGGCAGCGCCCACGACGCCCAGUGCCAGCCGGCCACUCCCAUUUACCUAAUUUCCAAUUUCCACAGGAAUUGGAAUUUUACAAGGAGGCCUAAGCAGAAGCAAAAGCAGAAGGAAAUCGCGGGGCGCAAGCGCGGGGAAGAGGCGCCCCUGUGGCUCCUCCCGAGGCCCAACAAGAGGCUGAAGCUUGAUCCUGACGCACCGAGGGGGAUUGGGACGACACAGGCGCAACUGUGCGAGUAUCUUUUUGCGCGUGUCGAGCUUCGUGGAGUGGAGGAAGUCGAGGGGGCUGGAACUGCGAGGGAGCCCCCAGACGUGAACCACGAAGAGCCCAAUCAAGAGACUCGGGCGAGCGACGAGGGACCCUCUGAGCCUCCAGCGCAAAUCCAAGGCGAGGGUCCGAAGGAAGAGAUCCCCUUCACACAGGAUGCCAUUGAACGUGUCGGUGAGCGCUCAUCACGGCUUGCCCUCGCCCGCAAGCAGCGCACACCUUGA
Messenger RNA from Ostreobium quekettii, 684 nucleotides. Lineage: Eukaryota; Viridiplantae; Chlorophyta; Ulvophyceae; Bryopsidales; Ostreobiaceae. The record is from the annotation of a GenBank genome assembly.